This is a messenger RNA of Ochotona princeps (American pika), 2354 nucleotides long. RefSeq names its product shootin 1 (gene SHTN1). The record is from RefSeq and is a predicted model, not a curated record. Bases 366 to 2261 code for a protein of 631 amino acids. The transcript is spliced from 17 exons. Lineage: Eukaryota; Metazoa; Chordata; Mammalia; Lagomorpha; Ochotonidae.
CUCGGGGGUCGGCUUCCUCCGCACGCGCGCGUCCUUGCGCGGUCGCGGGUGGAGGCAGAGGAGCUGGAGCUCGAGGGGACGCAAGGCCACGCGCCUCCCGCCUCCGCGCAGGGUCUCGGGCGCUCCCGGCCGGGGACCCGCCCCGUCGCCCGCAGGUGGAGCGGCCGCGGGCGCCGAGCAGGUGCGUGGGGAUGAUCUCACCCGCGCGCACCGCGCCAGGAGGAGGAGGAGGAGGAGGAGCGGGAGCGAAUCCAACUUCCGGGUAGAGGCGCCGCACGCCAGAGGCGUCUUUGCCUUGUCUUCCCCUCCCCCGGGUCCCCUCCUCGCUCCCUCCUUUUCUUUUAUUCGCGGCCCCACCCGCCAAAAUGAACAGCUCGGCGGAGGAGAAGCAGUUGCAGCUCAUCACCAGCUUGAAGGAGCAAGCAAUAGGCGAAUAUGAAGACCUCAGGGCUGAGAACCAGAAGACGAAAGAAAAGUGUGACAAAAUUAGGCAAGAACGAGAUGAAGCUAUUAAAAAGCUGGAGGAAUUUCAGAAAAUUUCUCACAUGGUUAUAGAGGAAGUGAAUUUUAUGCAGAACCAUCUUGAAAUAGAGAAGACUUGCAGAGAAAGCGCCGAAGCCUUGGCAACCAAGCUAAAUAAAGAAAAUAAAACACUGAAGCGGAUCAGCAUGCUAUACAUGGCCAAGCUAGGGCCAGACGUAAUAACCGAGGAGCUCAACACCGAGGAUGAAGAUCUCUCCAGCGAUGCGGAGGCCGCCACGGAGACCUGCGUCUCGAUACAGUGUCAGAAGCAGAUCAAAGAACUUCGAGAUCAAAUUGUAUCUGUUCAGGAAGAAAAGAAGGGAUUAGCCAUUGAGCUGGAGAAUCUCAAAAGCAAACUUGUAGAAGUAAUAGAAGAAGUAAAUAAAGUUAAGCAAGAAAAGGCUGUUUUAAAUUCUGAAGUUCUCGAACAGAGGAAAGUCCUAGAGAAAUGCAACAGAGUGUCCGUGUUAGCAGUCGAAGAGUAUGAGGAGAUGCAGGCCAGCCUGGAGCUGGAGAAAGAUCUCCGGAAGAAAGCCGAGUCGUUUGCCCAGGAGAUGUUCAUUGAACAAAACAAGCUCAAGAGACAAAGCCAUCUCCUGCUACAGAGCUCCGUUCCUGACCAGCAGCUCUUGAAAGCUUUAGAUGAAAAUGCAAAACUCACCCAGCUUCUUGAAGAAGAGAGGAUUCAACAUCAGCAGAAGGUCAGAGAGUUAGAGGAGCGACUGGAAAGUGAGACGCUGCACAAGGAGGUCCACAGCCUCAAGCAGCAGUUGGAGCUGAUGGAAGAGGACAAGAAGGAGCUAGAACUGAAGUACCAGAGCUCUGAGGAGAAAGCCAGGAACCUGAAGCAUUCCGUGGAUGAACUCCAGAAGCGUGUGAACCAGUCUGAGAACUCAGUCCCUCCGCCCCCUCCACCUCCGCCUCCGCUGCCGCCGCCGCCUCCCAACCCCAUCAGAUCCCUCAUGUCCAUGAUCCGGAAACGAUCCCAUCCUAGUGGCAGCGGAGCCAAGAAAGAAAAGGCAACUCAGCCGGAAGCAGCUGAAGAAGUCACAGAUCUCAAGCGGCAAGCAGUUGAAGAGAUGAUGGAUAGAAUUAAAAAGGGGGUUCAUCUCAGGCCUGUUAAUCAGACCACCAGACCCAAGGCACAGCCGGACUCUUCAAAAGGCUCCGAAAGUGCAGUGAAUGAACUAAAAGGAAUACUGGGAGCACUUAACAAAUCUACUAGCUCAAGAAGCUUAAAAUCCCUUGAGCCCGAAAGCAGUGAAACUGAGUUAGAGAGGAUUUUGCGUCGCCGGAAAGUGACGGCAGAAGCAGAUAGCAGUAGUCCGAGCGGGAUAUUAGCCACCUCAGAGUCCAAAUCCAUGCCCGUGUUGGGUUCUGUAUCCAGUGUAUCAAAAACAGCCUUGAACAAGAAAACUCUGGAGGCAGAAUUCAACAGCCCGUCCCCCCAAACACCUGACACAGGUGAGGGGCCCCGUAAAUUGGAAGGAUGCGCAAGUUCCAAGGUUACGCUUGAGCCUCCCAGUAGCGUUGGAUACAGGAGAAAGUACAUUGGCGGUGAAAAUGACGCUGAAGCAGUUGUAGUUUUAGAUCCCGUUUCCUCACAUGAACCCCAUACCAAAGACCAGGUCGCUGAACAAGAGCCAACUCCAUGCAAGGAGGACGGAGGCGAAACAAAAGCAGAACACAAAGACGGCAGCACCGAAAAACUGAGGGAGACGGACAGCUCCAGCUGCUGACGCGUCUCCCAGAAGGCUGACACUUCGGAGGUCGUUUUCAUGAAGCACACGACUCGCUGUGGCGUGGGCCAGGGCUGCAGAUGCUGCUGCAGC